Molecule: messenger RNA, 996 nt
Organism: Rotaria sp. Silwood1
Lineage: Eukaryota; Metazoa; Rotifera; Eurotatoria; Philodinida; Philodinidae
Source: the annotation of a GenBank genome assembly
AUGUCAUCGUCAUCCGUAGUAUCAACAAUUUUAUUUGCUUCUAAAGAAUUUGCAAUAUAUGGUUAUUUUUUUAUUUCAAUCACUGGUUGUAUUGGAAAUAUUUGUAACAUUGUGGUUCUCACUGGCUCGAAAUCAUUUCGACAAAGUCAAUGUGCUUUUUAUCUCAUUACUGAAUCAAUCAGUGAUUGUUGUUUAUUGCUUGUUGUAUUACCAUUUCGCAUUAGCGAAUUAGCUUUCGAUAUUGAUACAACACGAUUAUCAGUGUUCUGGUGUAAAUUUCGACCAAUGAUUAGUCAUACGUUAGCACUUAUGUCAUUUUCAUCGAUAUGUUUUGCUGCUAUCGAUCAAUAUUUAUCAACUAAUUAUCAUGCUUGGUUGAGACAACUGAGUACCUUAAAAUUGGCUCAUCGUCUUGUCUACGGGGCUUUAAUUAUUUGGAUUCUCUAUGACAGUAUAUUUCUGAUUUUUUUCGGGAUUCGACCAACAUUCGGAUGUAUGAUAGAUAAUGUAGGAUUCUCGCUUUAUUAUUCUUUUUUUCAUUUUAUUAUUCUCAAUGGUGUAUUACCCAGUUCUAUAGCAUCAUUAUUCAGUUUACUUGCCUAUUUGAACGUUCGUCGACUUGUACAGUUACGUAUGCUAGUUAUUCGACGACAACGUGACAAACAACUUACUGCUAUGGUCUUAGCUAAAGUGGUUGUUUUAGUUGUAACUAUUCUUCCUUCUACUAUUUUUCGGAUUUACAUAUUAAAUAAGACUGUAAAUCCAAAUGAUUCUAUUCGAAUAGCUAUCGAUCAAUUAAUAUCAAAUAUUGCAUACUCUUUAUUCUAUAUCAAUUCUUCAUGUACUUUUUAUGUAUUCUUGAUGGUAUCACCACGAUUUCGUCGUCAAGUCAAAUAUAUAUAUGUUCUUAUGAAGUACUUCGGACAAAAAUGUUUUAAAUCACGAAAUAACAAUCAAAUUGCUCCAGAACCAAUUGAAAGUCAUGAGUUAGAAUAA